Messenger RNA from Perkinsus marinus ATCC 50983, 1242 nucleotides. RefSeq lists its product as hypothetical. The transcript has a single exon. NCBI's taxonomy places the organism in Eukaryota, Perkinsozoa, Perkinsida, Perkinsidae. The record is from RefSeq and is a predicted model, not a curated record. Bases 16 to 1233 code for a protein of 405 amino acids.
UCCACGUGAGCCUUGAUGAUUUCAGCCUCGUGCGGCGAUAUACCUCCUGCCGCUGCUGUGCUGGUCCGGACAUCGCGGUUCCUCAUCGAUGCAUUGUACAUUGAAUUGGAGAAUAUGGGCUUGCCGGUAGUGAGGGCCACAGAGAAGGCACAGAAGGCGUAUGAGGGAGUUUUUGUAUCCACUGAGUCAUCGGAGGAUCUCUUCAAGAUAGUGCAUCGUUCGCGGCUAGCUCACAAUGUGUUGGGCCUACUACGUCACGAUGGGGGCCAUAAGGCUCGGGAUAGGAAUAGCCUGUAUAGAUGGGUUAAGAACGAUGUACCCUUCCGAGAGGUAUUGCCGUCGUUUGGGCCCAACUCUACCUUCUGGGUUAGACUAGCUGACGGUGAUUACUCUAGUACGGUUGGCAUGAGGAAUGUGGAGGUGCAGCGAGCGGUGCGCCAUGGUUUGCAGUGCUACUUCCAUAAAGGGUUUGGUUCGGUCCCUCGACCCCUCAGGGACCAUCCUGACUUUCUGUUCUUCGUCACACCCCCUGAGUGUGGGAUUGGCCUUUGGGUCGACUACGGCUACCGUAACGGAGUGAAGUCUCUCAAUUCUGCAGAGGGUGGCCCGUUAAUCGAAGAUAAGCGUUGCCCUGGUAGGAAUUUGAGGAGCUCAGUAGCAGCCGCGAUACUCUGCGGGGCACGCUACGUUCCUGGGAGGGAUGUACUUGUCGACCCCUACUGCGAGGACGGGGGUAUAUUUCUAGUUGAGGCAAGGCGAUGGGCCCAACGUGUUGAUCCUGGGAUGAACUCUGAGGCAGCAUCGGUCAGGCCAUCAGCGUUCCCGGGCUCUGAUGACCUAUGGCGUAGUUUGGUAGAAGAAUCAGCAUCUCGUCAACUGUGCUCUGAUGAUUCUGUCCGAGUAUACGGUACCAGCACAGACCCUGUGAAUCGUGCCAGGGCUCGGAGGAAUCUGCCAGGUAGUAUCGUAUCAGCGGCCUCCUUGGUAGAGUACGUCCCUCCCGAGUCCCCAACACUUAUCGUCACUCGCUCGCCUCGACAGGCGUGGUCAUCGCCGGAAGUAGCAGCGGCAUGGGUGGGUGAAUUGAAGGAAUGGGCCUCGGGUUUCCGGGCCCCAAGAGCCUUCGUCCUGCAUGGUCCUGGACAGCCCCUUCCCUGUGCCCAGGAGGUGCUCUAUCUCGGCCACUAUGGUUCGCUAUACAAGUUGCUGCCUGGUCAAGCAAUGAGGCCGUAACGACCGUGC